AUGACUCUGGUCGACUCAUGCUCCUAUUCAAGAUGUACUGAUAUUUUCAAAUCAGACCUAUUUAUAGAAAAAUUGUUUGACCUUGUCUUCGCAACUGGAUCGUGUUGUCAGGGCAACCUAGAGGAACCCACCUCGUCCGGAGUCAAUGGUAUCCAUGAUAAUAUCCAGCAUCGCACCGUGGACUGGACUUUUCCAGGAAUGAGACCCAGCUCUGAUGAUGUCCAUCAUUUGAUGAACAAAAGCUCAGCCAGUUUUCACCCAAAACGAGGGACGAGGUCUCGUGGACUGCGUCAACGUGAACGUCGUAUAAAAGCCAAACGGCUGAAGUACGACGGGAUUCAUCAGUCCUCUUCUGGUCAGAUCGACCAACGAAUCUCUUCUUCAUGCACUUUCAUACGAAAUGAUAGUCGCCCAACAAUACUGGCAAGGAUGAGUGACGAUGCCAGCGAAACGUUUGGAAAUGUAUCAAGUCCCCGGUCCGACUCUGUAAACUGUCAUGGACUCUGGGCAAACUGUAUUCCUCCAGGUCUCCUUGACAACACGAUUAAGUUGUGA
This is a messenger RNA of Protopolystoma xenopodis, 555 nucleotides long. The record is from the annotation of a GenBank genome assembly. NCBI's taxonomy places the organism in Eukaryota, Metazoa, Platyhelminthes, Monogenea, Polystomatidea, Polystomatidae.